CACAAUGUUCCUGAAUAAUGUCAUUAGAGAAACAAAAAUUAGAAUCUCUACUGAAUUACAGUAAGUUUUGAAUGGCAGUUUAUUUCAUUUUGACUUAUUGUGCUGUUUGGAGUAUAAUACUAAGUGAAACUGCAUGCUGGGGAUUACAGUCAAGAAAUGGAUCUAAACAGAUAAAAGAGAAGCCCUCAAAUGUUAAGCAUGCAGGAAAAGCCAACUCAAGAACCCGCUCCACAGCUGUUGAGUUGCCUAAUUCAAUCCGUGAAUUGAUCCUUCAUUCUUUAGCUGUGACAAUAAACAAUGCAAAAGUGAAUGAAAGCCAGGCUGCAUUACUGCGUUGUAACAACAAGAUAAGCAAACUUAUUUUGAAGAGAUUCCCUGAUGCUAAGUUCCUGUGGCUACAUAAUAACAAACAUUUACGAUUUAAUGGUUUUAAAUACAGACUGAAGAAUGGGGACUUACUAAUAAAACAUUUCAAAUCUUUAGCUGAUAGUGGAGUGUAUACCUGCCAAAUGGUUUACAAACAAAAAUGGAAGGUCACUCUAACGAUUUAUUCACUGACAGUGGCAGCUUCAUCUCCCAAAGACUUUCCACAACUGCACUUUACUUCUGGAUCUACAGUUAAAAUUGAUUGUAACAGUGAUAUACUUGGGGAUUUGUACACUGGAUCAACAAAACAGUGGACUAUAAAUGGGAAAGUUUUGAAACAUGUUGCUAAAACUCGUGCCAAUCAUGACAUAUUAGAUACUGUAUCUUCUGUUAGUGAAAACCAGUCUGGAAUAUGGAUCUGUAUGGUCCUGAGAAGAGAUGAUCCAAGAAAAUUUUGGAUUACUAAUAAACUAAAUGUAGUUAUUGAUCCUCCAAAAACCUUUUGGCAAGCAGUGAUGAAAUCUCGUUAUUUUCCACUUUCCCUGACAAACAUUAUAGGAGUAAUUUUCACUUUCCUGACUUUAGUACUUUGUUUAGUUAUAAUUUCUGUGAAUCGUUUUAUUAUAGCAAAAAACAAAAAUAAAAUCUAGAUUCUUGGUUUUUUUAAAACCUUUCUCUCCCAAACAACUAUUUUAAUUGAAACUCCGGUGACUCCUUGUUCUUAAGAUUCACAAUGAAAUAAAAGUCUAAAAUAUACAUUUAGAAAUUUUUGAUAAGAAAAUAUAACAAAAGGAAAA
This is a messenger RNA of Octopus bimaculoides (California two-spot octopus), 1163 nucleotides long. RefSeq lists its product as uncharacterized. NCBI's taxonomy places the organism in Eukaryota, Metazoa, Mollusca, Cephalopoda, Octopoda, Octopodidae. The record is from RefSeq and is a predicted model, not a curated record.